This is a messenger RNA of Sinocyclocheilus anshuiensis, 3651 nucleotides long. Its product is annotated as hepatic leukemia factor-like. The coding region runs from base 652 to 1773 and encodes 373 amino acids. The record is from RefSeq and is a predicted model, not a curated record. NCBI's taxonomy places the organism in Eukaryota, Metazoa, Chordata, Actinopteri, Cypriniformes, Cyprinidae. Gene Ontology annotation, cellular component: nucleus. The transcript has 6 exons. Gene Ontology annotation, molecular function: DNA-binding transcription factor activity, RNA polymerase II-specific; RNA polymerase II cis-regulatory region sequence-specific DNA binding. Gene Ontology annotation, biological process: regulation of transcription by RNA polymerase II.
UAUUAAACAGUGCUGCGCUUUCACUCUGGGAGGUGUGACGUCACGCGAGCGGCCCGUGUUCGUUCCAGCUGAGCGAAAAGCUCGGAGGGCUCAGCUCAAAGUGUGCGGUAACACACAUGCAGAGAGAACUGAACAGAAGGGGUGACCACAAGGGGAAAAAGCGAUUGAGCGACUGAAUGGAAAAAAACGUCAACAUCCCACAAAUCGCACUACGCAGCAGUCUCAGCAAGGAUUUCUUCGUUUUGUUUUCAUUUGUUAUUCUGGAGACGACGCAAGUUUCGCGCAUUCAAGAGUUGAGCGCGCAUUCACGUUAUCGUUUGCACUAUUGGAUUCCUUAUUCUCCGAGAUUUUUCCAUUCCGCGCUGUUUUCUUCUGAAACCGUUGUAUCCUGUUAAUUUGUUGCGGUUUUUUUCUACGUUGGUCUUGGGCAUAACAUCGCUAUUUUUGACAUUCGCCUGUAUUUAUAAAAGUUCCAGCAGAAGAUAAGCUGUCAACAUUUUCUGGAAUUACUGGGAAUGUAUAUUUUUAUCCACUUGGCCAAUCUACAAUCAAAUGCGAGCAGAAUGGCUCUCUUUGUUUAAAACCAUCAAAUAAAGUAUUGAAUCACCCAAACAUCUAGCGGUCAAGGGAGCUCAAUCCGGCUGACGUUGGAUGAUGGCCAGGCCGCUUUCACAGCUCCUUCCCCCGGACCUUCCCUCUGCCGGAGCCAGUCCACAGUUUGGCAACAGUAUCCAGGCAGGAGGCUCACUUAACGGAGGACACUUAAACUCCACUGCAAACUUAAAGUCUCUCCUGCAGCUCCCAGUGAAGGGCGACCAGCGCGUCAAAGACUGUAGUGAAAUGAAGGGUAAGGACAGGUUGGACAUCGAUGAAGACUCUCUCGGUCGUUGUCCUCUGCGCAACGGCUGCAGCAAUGGACUAGUCGCUGACAGCAACGGCGCAGGCACGGGCAGCUUUUCUAACAGCAACAACAGUUCCUUCCUGGGCCCGUUGCUAUGGGAACGAACAUUGCCAUGUGAUGGUGGGCUGUUCCAGUUGCAGUACAUGGACCUCGAGGAGUUUCUGACAGAGAACGGGAUGAGCAGCAUGCACAGUACCUCCAACUCCACCUCGGCUCAGAUACCCUCGCAAAGCUCUCAGUCCGCCGUACCCAACCAGGGCUCCCAGUGCCUCCCCACAUCGCCCCCACACUGCUCCUCAUCCUCCUCACCGACAUCCACCACCGCCUCGUCCUCGCCAUCUCUGCUCGGGCUGGACAUGCACACGCCGCAAAGCAUGCUGGGAGCCACAGACUGCUUGCAUGGCACUCCGCCAGGCAGCUUGGAGCCAACGCCCUCACCUUCUUCCACCACAUGUCCACCACUCCCUACUCCACCCAUCGCUAACUGCAACAACAUGUUGGCGCCCUUUGACCCUGAUCCUAAGGAUGUUGCCCUGUCGAGUGUGCCUGGACAGGAUGCGUUUGACCCCCGCAGGCAUCGGUUCAGUGACGAUGAGCUCAAACCUCAGCCCAUGAUUAAAAAGGCUCGCAAGAUGCUUGUCCCUAAUGACCUGAAGGAUGAGAAGUAUUGGAGUCGUCGCUGUAAGAACAACGAAGCCGCAAAGCGUUCUCGUGAUGCGCGUCGACUGAAGGAGAACCAGAUCUCGGUGCGUGCUGUCUUCCUUGAGCGCGAGAACGCUGCACUCAGACAGGAAGUAGCCGACAUGCGCAAAGAGCUCGGCCGGUGCCGUAACAUCCUGAACAAAUACGAGAGCCAUCACGUGGAUCAAUAAGGAGAUGAAGAAAGUGUUAUGAGAUGAUGGAUGGAAUGGAGAAUGCGAUGAAUGUCCUCAUGAUAGCUGAAAGACAGACGAAAGUGCAUCAAAUAUAUGGGAUGAUGUAUGAAGACGGCACAAGAGCUCAAGUUUUUAACUGGAGUGAGAGAGCAUGUCACCUCUCUUAUUAUUAUUAUUAUUAUUUUUUUCUUCGGUAGGUACUAUGGCAAGAUUUUAAUUAUGGAGAGAAUUGUAUAUUUUUAUAUGAUAGAAAUAUGCUUAAUGGGGAAAGGAAAUUUUUGAAAAUAAUUUUUGUAUAUUUUCUAUAUCUUUUGGAGGGCUGUAAAGUAGUGGCAGAGGGAACUGGUUGAGGUAUCACUGUAAUAUAAAAUCAGGUUCAUAUGGUAUUUUUGAAGCAAACUUUUGAUCUUGUGAAGGAAAAAAAUGAGGGGCAGAAUUAAGCCUAGAAAAGAACCUUAGAAAAAAAAUAACUUUCUAGAGAAAUUAAACUGUAAAAUACUAAGAAAAAUAUGCAUUUAAAUUUGUAUAGAAAUGUUAAUACAGAUUUAUUAAAGCACUUAAGUUGUGAUAAACCUGUGGUGACCAAGAACAACCACUGAUGAGGGGAAUGACGGGUGCAUCUCAACUCUUUGGGGAUGAACCUUGUUUAUCAGUCUACUGCUGAUAUUUAUUUGUCAUUCUGAACAUGUAAUGAUGGUAAGAAGAUGGUAAAGAAAGACAUGCAUUAAUUAUCACAUUUUAUCUGCAUUUUUUUGUUUAUUUCAUUUAAUGGUGAACUCAGUAGGAUUAUUUUCUUCUUAAAGUUAGUAUCUCUUGUCUACAAUGUACUUUUUAUAGGAAUCUGACUCACAGUUGCAAACAAAAAAGCAACUUUUUAGCAGCAGCAUACAUCCACAGUGUGCAGAUCUUAAGUGAACUUGCAGAGGCUGUUCUUGCUGUGCAAAAACACAAUUUGGACCUCUAUGGAUUGAAUAAAUGGGACAUGACUCUCAUCUGAUUGUACAGAAAGAUUCCUUGCAUUGGAAAUUGCAUUUCAAAACAGGUUGACAUGUAGACACGUCUGUGCUUUUGAACCUGUGUAUGCACUUACUUUUAUUGGAACAAUAUUGAAUUUUUACAACCCAAUCAGCGGUGUCAGUACAAAUGUUUCUAAAUCUAUUAGUUUCGUGGUUCCUUGUUAUUUCUCCAGUCAUGUCUGUUUCUUUACUUAAUGACCAUUAAAGUAACUUCACUUAUUAUUAAUUAUUAUUGAUCUGAUCAUUAUUACUAUUGUUGUUAAUACUACAAAUGAAUUAUUUUUGUUGUUUUGUUUCCUUGAUAUUGUCUAUUUUAAUGCAAGUCUCCUCUAGGCUGUAGAGAUUUUGACACUUCCUGUUUUUUAAAGCAUUCAUCGUCAACACCAGCUGUAGAAGAAGUGUUGCUGUGACAGCCAGGUCAAUUUAUGUGUCAGAGGAAUGCUGGGGGAAAAAACUGGUGCCCUGGGUGAUCACAAACUGCUUCCCCGAAAUAAAUGGAUUUUUUUUCUCUCUUUUUUUCUGUACACUAGCAUUAUAAAGAACCAUCUUACCAUUUGUGCUGUUUUUUUCUCUUUUUUGCAUGUAGGUGUUUAAAGCUAACUGCCUUUUUUUGCCCAGUAAUUUGCCGCCUCCUUAACCAUAUACUUUUGCAGAUGGAUUUUGGGUAAUGUAGUCCUUACGUUUCUGCACGUCCACAUGUGGAUGACUAUGAACAUUUUGUGUUGUGACUUGUUUUUUUGAUGUACAAAUGCCCUAAUGCAUCAGUGUUACCCACACUGCACCUAGCCAAAGUAAUGCAGGGGAAUGUAGUCUUUUUCUCCAAGACCACAAAUAAACUAUCGUUCUUACUAAACACUAA